Molecule: messenger RNA, 10542 nt
Organism: Rana temporaria (common frog)
Lineage: Eukaryota; Metazoa; Chordata; Amphibia; Anura; Ranidae
Gene: NFIA
Product: nuclear factor I A
Exons: 11
Coding region: 364-2001 (545 amino acids)
Biological process (GO): regulation of transcription by RNA polymerase II
Cellular component (GO): nucleus
Molecular function (GO): RNA polymerase II cis-regulatory region sequence-specific DNA binding; DNA-binding transcription factor activity, RNA polymerase II-specific
Source: RefSeq, a predicted model, not a curated record
UCUGCGUUGGGUCUGCAUGAGACAGUGACUUGGAGUAGUUUGCUUGGUGUGGUUGCUGCGGUGUGUAGUAGAGAGGCACGUUGGCCGCCGGUUGAGUUGCACGGCGUGUAGAGUAGGCUGGACGGGUGGCACACGGUGCAUUGGCUGCUUUGUCCAGCACGCCGUAUGGUAGCUGCUUAGCGUGCAUGCUGCUGAUUUGCAGUCCCGAGUGGCUGUGUGUGUGUGUGUGUGUGAGUGUGUGUGUCAGCUCUCCCCAGUACAAUGUAUUAAAUGAUUUCCUCGCACAGCGAGUGCGUGUGAGUGUGUGUCAGUCAUCCAGUGUGUGUGUGUGUGAGUGCGUGUGGGGGCCGUCCUGGCCGAGCCAUGUCUAUGUUCCCGGGGCCAGUACAGAGCCGUCUCUCUCCCCCUCUAGUCGCCGACUACCACCCAAGGGGGAUGACAUCCACGUGCAACUUUUUCUACCAAGCAGAUCUCACCUUGUGCGGAACAAGACCUGUGGAUGAAUUCCAUCCCUUUAUCGAAGCACUUCUGCCCCACGUCCGCGCUUUUGCCUACACAUGGUUCAACCUGCAAGCCCGAAAGCGAAAAUACUUCAAGAAGCACGAAAAGCGCAUGUCGAAAGAGGAAGAAAGGGCCGUGAAGGAUGAGUUGCUGAGCGAAAAACCCGAAGUCAAACAGAAAUGGGCGUCCCGUCUCCUGGCAAAGUUAAGGAAAGAUAUCAGGCCGGAAUAUCGAGAGGAUUUUGUACUCACCGUGACCGGUAAAAAAUCCGCGUGUUGCGUUCUGUCUAACCCCGACCAGAAGGGAAAAAUGAGAAGAAUUGACUGCCUUCGCCAGGCGGACAAGGUCUGGAGGCUAGACCUGGUGAUGGUGAUUUUAUUUAAAGGAAUCCCUCUCGAAAGUACUGAUGGGGAGCGCCUUGUUAAGUCUCCGCAGUGUUCUAACCAUGGGCUUUGUGUUCAGCCCCAUCACAUAGGAGUUUCUGUGAAGGAACUUGAUUUGUAUUUGGCUUACUUUGUACACUCAGCAGACUCAAGUCAAUCAGACAGUCCCAGCCAGCCCAGCGAUGCUGACAUCAAGGACCAGCCAGAGAAUGGACAUUUGGGCUUCCAAGACAGUUUUGUGACUUCUGGCGUCUUCAGCGUUACAGAACUCGUCCGAGUCUCACAAACACCCAUAGCUGCAGGAACGGGUCCGAAUUUCCCCAUUUCAGAUCUGGACAGCUCUUCAUAUUACAGCAUGAGCCCCGGAGCAAUGAGAAGGUCACUACCCAGUACCUCCUCCACCAGUUCCACGAAGCGCCUCAAGUCUGUAGAAGACGAAAUGGAUAGCCCUGGAGAAGAGCCAUUUUACACAAACCAGGGAAGAUCACCAGGAAGCGGCAGCCAGUCGAGCGGAUGGCACGAUGUGGAGCCAGGAAUGCCAUCGCCUACUACCUUAAAGAAGUCAGAGAAGUCUGGUUUCAGCAGUCCUUCUCCUUCGCAGACCUCUUCCCUUGGAACGGCGUUUACACAGCAUCAUCGACCUGUCAUUACAGGACCCAGAGCGAGCCCGCACGCCACGCCGUCAACCUUGCAUUUCCCGACGUCGCCCAUCAUCCAGCAGCCGGGGCCGUACUUCUCGCACCCAGCCAUCCGCUAUCACCCGCAAGAGACCCUGAAAGAGUUUGUCCAACUUGUCUGCCCAGAAGCCGGUCAGCAGGCUGGACAGGUGGGGUUCCUAAACCCCAAUGGUAGCAGCCAAGGCAAGGUGCACAAUCCAUUCCUUCCGACUCCGAUGUUGCCACCGCCUCCUCCGCCACCUAUGGCUAGGCCUGUGCCUCUGCCCGUGCCAGACACAAAACCUCCAUCUACGUCUACAGAAGGAGGAGCCAGUUCUCCCACCUCGCCGACCUACUCAACACCCAGCACUUCCCCAGCAAACCGAUUUGUCAGUGUUGGACCUCGAGAUCCAGGCUUUGUAAAUAUUCCACAACAGACUCAGUCCUGGUACCUGGGAUAAAGGUCACAGUUUUCUAUCGCCCACCGGACAGACCACCUGCCCCUUCUCAUCUCUGUAACAUUUGAAGACACCAACGGCAACUUGGCCUAGUCACUUGGCGCCGGAGGAAGGGGAAAACCCACAGCAGAACAGCAUCGAAGAAGAACUAUCAUAAGUGGUCGCAUGGCAGAUACCAUCAUUAAUCAGCCUUAUUUCUUUUACUUUCAAUUUUUGUUUUUUCCUCACCUUUGGGGGUCUCAAGAAAGUUCCCAAUGGGAAAAGUUGGGAUUCACAGCAUUUGAAGUGUUUUCAUUGGUAGCAUACAUAUUAGGUGGUUCCUGGUAGCCUUAGGCCGAUUAUUUUUUAUUUUUUUUGACUUGCUAUAAAAAAACACUCUCAUUGUGAAACCCAUUUUUUUUUUUUUGCAAAGCCACUCCUUAUGUGCAUCCACAGUUGCGACCCUUUUGAGGAGUUCUGGUGGAAUAGUCCCUAUAAAGGAGAAACAAAAAAAAAAAGAAUAAUGAAGCACUCUAAUAUACAAUGUACCGUAUUACUGAAUAUGAACUUUGACUAGUACUACGACCACACUACAUUUAUUUCAGAGACCGUGGAAAUCAACCCAGUCGUGGUCUAGUGCCUCCACUGUUUUUUUUCCCCCAUUUCGAGUGCUACUACACUUAAAAGGAUUUGUGAGAAAGGAAAAAAAAAAGAAAUCACACAACUUGUGUAAAACUAAAUAAGGAAAACUGCACCUUUUUAAUAUUUUUUUUUUUUUUUUUAAUCGUUUGACCCAGUGCGGAGGUGGCAAAAAAAAUGAUAUUACUGGACACGACUGCGACAAACUGUUUUGCGUUAACAUAUCACGAAAUGUCCACCCUUCUUUCUGACAAGGAUUAGUCACAUCCAUCACCCACCAGGAAACUGUUAACAUUUAUUUUUCAUCCGAGUUGCAGAGUAAUGAAAGAAAAAGAAGAAGAAAACAGUCCAGGACUAUUAUUACUCUAUGUAAGGAAAAAAAAAUAAAAAAUAUGCUGCACUUGCAAAUAAGCUUUUUCUGAGACAAAUUUUCAACAAUUACGCAGAAAUGGGGAAGAUGGUCUGUAUUGACAGAAACUGACAGGAACAAAAAUUUAAAACAAUCAUAUUUGGAUUGAUUAAAGUGCAAUUUCAUUGGAUAGGUAAAUAUCUUUGUAAGAUAGAGAUUGUUGAAAAUUCUAUUUUUGUUUUCCAAGUCCUACCACCCCCCAGGACUCUAAACUAUCGGGGUUAAAAAAAAAAGAAGAAAAAAAAAAACAGCCUUGCAAAAGAAAGGGGAGCUAUUUUUGCUUUUUAUGUUUUUUAUUGUUAAACUUGUAUCCCUUAAAAAUGAAAAUGUAAAAAAAAAAAAUAUAUAUAUAUUAUAAAACAUAAUGGUGCUUUUACCACAACAUGUUAACUACAUUAAACGCUAAGUAAUCAUUUUUUUUUUCUGUUAUCAAAGCACAUAACUUAAAAAAAAAAAAAAUGAAAUCAUAGUAUCUGUUAAUUUUAUAAGCUAAAGUCACUAUUAGUGGGUAUGCCAAUUCAGUCAAAUGUCACAUUUUCCCAAUAUAGGAUUUAGUCAAAUGCCUCAGGAUCUUUAUAGAUGUCCAGAUUUUAUCCAUAUGAAUUUUUUUUUUUUUUCAUCACUUGUAUCCUCUGGGCUUCAAACACUGAUUAAUCUGGGGGGGGGGGGGGGGGAGAGUCGCAGCACUUGCUGGAAAAAAAAAAGUGAAUUGGAUCAUAGACGCUAUGUAUGUUAUGUACUAAAAAAAUAAAAUAUUAAAAAUAACAAAAAAAAAAAAAUCAAAACCUAAAUAAACAGGAUACACUUGAUUUAUUUUCUACAAGACAGCGAAGCGUCCCUUUGCUUCGCAUGCAACUUUAAAGGCGGUUUCCUAUACUAUACAUAUAUUAUAUACUUUCUGCUUGGCAUAUUUGUCAAUCAGAAAAAAAAAAAAAUCUCUGCAUGUUUAGUGUUAGUAAUUCAUUUUUAUAUACUUAAAGUAGGAUAAAGUAGAGUGCAUUAAGACAAGACAUUUUAAUCCCUAUUCCAGGCACUUGCCUUUUUUUUUUUUUCUUUUUUUUACUUUUUUUCACCCUAUCCCAAUGCUGCCAAAAGAAAGGCCCACAUGUCCCUUUUGGCAAUGAAGGAGUUAAACUGUGUGUGUUCAGUCUGUUUAGUCCUAAUAAGGGCUUUUGCUACAGUCCUAUACAAUCAUGUCCACAAAUUCUUGGGAAGACACUUUGCUCCUCAUUUUAUUAUUAUUUUUUUUUUGUUAGGUAGUUAUUUUUUUUAUUAUUAUUAUUAUUUUUGUUUUGUUUGUAAUGCUUAUGGGUGCGUGGGAGGGCCUUGGAUUGUAUUCACAAUACGUUGGGAGGGCCUCUCAAGCGUCCAAUAGAUUAAUUUGCACGAAGAUGAAAUUAAAUUCCAUAUCAAUGUGCCUUUGCCCUGGAUAGCGAUUAUUUGUGGAAUUGUUGCACAUGUUCCUUAUAUAGAUAGCGGGGGGAGGAGAUUCCCCAGACACGCGUUUUGGAGACACUUUUUUUUUUUUUUUUCUUGUAAAUGUGACUUUUACGUCAGGCAUUGCAGGCUCCACUUUGUAGAUACUUUGUAGAUUUUAGUUCAAUCCCACCUGUAGAAGUAGUGUGCUUAGUCUUGUAGUGUCUGUGCUAUUUUGCGUAGGAGAUCAGUAUUUUGGGGGGAUGUUUGCUGCAUUGUGACAAUUUAUUUAGUCUUCCUUUUUUUUUUUUACUUUCCCCGAUCAAUGAAAAUAUGCAAUACCUGCUUAUAUCAUGUAGUCAAUGCUUAGCAAAUUUUAUUAGACUUUUUUUGUUUUUUUUCGUUUUUUAUUUGACCAAAGUUGGUUGGUGCUGUACUUGACGCAGUAUGUUAGAUGUUUAGUCAUUGUACCUUUGUGACUACGAAUGCACAUGCAGGAGGGGCUCUUAGAGAAGCAGUCAGACUGUGAAGCACUAAGCUGUACCCUGCUUUGAGCAAUUUUAUUUUUUAUUUUUUUUCGUGUGGUGUGUGUGUUACAACCUAUCACAAGCAAGCCUUAAAACAACAACAACAACAAAAAACAAAAAAACCUGAAUUCCUUUUUCCUUAGAUAUCCCACACCCAAUUUUUAUUAGCAGACAGCAAUCAACUCACAUCAACAAGAAAGAGGUCAUAAUGCCCAUUUUUUAUAUGCACGUUUUUAAAAAGAAAAAAAAACUUCCAACUUCUGAAAACAAAAAAUGUUUACCGGUUCUCUCUAUUUAAGAAAAAAAGAAUAAAUUAAUAAAAUGUUUUUUGGAUUUUUUCAUAUGUAUCUGAUAUGUGGUUGAGUAGUUGUAUUGUGUGUGUGUGUGUGUGUGUAUUAGUGAAUUGUGUCCAUUUUGUGUAUCCAGCAUCCUUUGCCUUCCCUAUAGCACUUAGCUGGGCAUUACCUUAUGACAUAUGUGCACUAAAUAUCAGCUUGCAGUGCUUCACAGUGAAGGGAAAUAAAAGCCUAGACAAACGUUUUGUCAAAAAUCCUUGCUAUAAGUCAAGGCGUUACCAGAAAAUUGGUUGUACAUACAAUACAAAUGCACCCUUUUUUUUAAAACCAUGCAAACUAAGCAAUAGUCUUGGGCAGUUGUAGUUAGGUUUUUUUUUUUUUUUUACUUUUUUUUUUUUGGGUUAUAUUUUUGUGGAUUUUCGUGUGUGUUGUAGACAUGGUUGCAAAGAGAGCAUAACUGCCCACUCAGAUGAGUAAUUUGUAUGUUGUAUAGUUUUAAUGAAUACACUGAUUUAUUCUACCCUAUUUUAUAAUGCAGGUCUUUUGUAAUGUUGUUUAAAUGAGGACAAUUUUCUGUCAAUUUAGCCUUGCAGAUUUUUCUGAUUGUUUGUUAUAAAUGGCAGCAUUUUUAGAUUUUUCUUUUUUUUUUGUCAUGGGAGGGUUAGGUUGAGGGAUAUGUUAUUUUUUUUAUUUUUUUUGUUAUGCUUUCGGGAACUGGAUUUAAGUUAAAACUUUCCCGUUACCUGUACGUAUGUAUUUAAAUACAACUUUUUUUUUUUUUUUCAGUAGUAUAACAUUUUCCUAUACUUGAGAAGUAUGGGCCACUAAAUAACCAUUUUAAAUGGAAUUUACAGGUAUACUGUAUUUUUUUUUUCUCACUAAAAGUCUGACUCUUACAUUAAGGAUUUGAUUAUUUAAAACAAAAAAUGUUUUAAAGGCUUUAAAGCAUUGAAAGGUAGUCAAGGAUGUCGAACAACAACAUUGUGUCAAGUAUUAAAACUCAUAAGUUCAGUUUAGUUACUUCUGCCAUCAUAUAAAAAGUACUGCAAGGUCAAAGGGCAUGUAUGUUCAGUUUAAAAAAAAAAAUCUAACAUUCGACAAAUGCACAGUAAACGCUAGGUGUGCAGCAUAAAAUAGACACUACAUUGUUGAGUAAUAUAACAUUACAUAAAUGAAAAACAUCAAAUUAUACAAUUCAUUGUAAUUAAGCUUUGUGUUUAUUUACAUUGCCUUUUUUCAAGUUGCAUUAAAUAUGGAUCUUCCUUUAGAGUAUAUAAAGCAGCCUAAAAGUUCUGCAUACAACAAUAUAAUACACAUGAGUAGAAUCAAAUCCAUUAAUAUAGCCAAUAUUUUAUAUAUUCAUUUUAUAAUUAGAUUCCUAUGUUGAAAUUUGCACUCAAAGUUAACAUUUUCUCUUGAUUUUUAAGUUUGAUUUUGACCAGCCAGUCAAACACACUAUUUUUGUAAUGUUUGCAAUGCACAGUAAUAACACAGGCCCGCACUAACUAACAACGUAUAUCUGUUCUGAUUUCUGAGAAAUUUGGUUAUUUUAAAAUUCCUACAAAUACAAAAAAAAAAUGAUAACAAUGAAUAUGUCUGUUCACUUACAUUCUGUAAGAUAAACAAGGUAUAUCGACGACGUUCAUAAGAUAGACAUUUAUCAGUUCUAGCUCUACUGAUAUUAUUGCCACAAAAUUCCUACAAAUUUUUUUUUUAUAAAAAUUAAUAUGUCUGUUUUCUUGCAUUCUGUAAGAUAAACAAGGUAUAUCGACGACAUUCAAAUGAUAGACAUUUAUCAGUUCAAGUUAUACUGAUAUUAUUGAUAUAAAAAAAUAAUUAUUACAGCCAAGAAAAAUAUAAACUAAAUCAGAAAACUGCAAAUGUGCGAUUUGGGGGGGGGGAAUUUAUUUCUUUAACCAUUUCAGAAAUUAAACAGAAUGAAAAAAGAUACAUAGAAGAGAAAAUACUUAACAAUUGAUGCCUUUUCAUAAAGUGAGAUAAUGUUUACAUUUUAAUAAUGACAUAAAAUGGUGCAAAUUAUACAUUGCACUAUAUAAAAUGUUAAGAGUCUAUUGCAUUGUAAAAACAAAUCCAAUCUUAUGACCGAGGUGUGCGUUGAAUCAGAGAAGCUGUGAUAACUAGAACACUACAAAAAUAGGUAGACGUGGCAAGCUCUACCUUUAGUGCUGUUGUUCUUAAAGUGACCUUUUAUUAUUAUUUUUUCUGUGCUCCUAAAUGCACUUUGCUAAUGUAAAGAACUGAAAUAACUGCAUUGAAAAAUAUUCUCAAAGGGAGGAUGAUUUGCAAUGCCUAAGCUACCUUCUAUUUAAUGCCUGCUCAAUUAGAAUUUUUUUUUUACGAUAAUACACCUUUCAGGUUUAUUCUUAAGUUCUCUGGCAUUAGACGUGUGUUUAUAUGCUUUUGUUGCUGCACAUCCCAAGCCAGUCCUCACUUUUUUCUUUUUAAUUCGAAAAAUUAGUUACACUGUUGCCCAUCCCUUAAAUAUUUUUUUUCUCAGUAUGUAAGGAGUAAUGGACCAGUAUUUCAGAAACUGCGCCCCAGGAAAUCACCAAAGUUCUCUUUGGCCUGGCGGAGCGAAUGCAUCAUUAUCAUGCAUCUGCAACAGUUGUGCCAUUACCUAGGUGUCUUAGGUCUCUUCUUGUGAUGUUAAAGUAUAUAGGAAAGCUAUUUUAUAAGCCUCUGCAUGCAGGGACCUUCAAAUAACCCUUGCUGGGGCAAAGAGACUGCAGCUUUGGCCCCCCCACUUAGCCUAUAGUCCAGGACUGACUCUGCCACCAGGGCAAGCAGGAGUUUCCCUAAACGUACUCCCGUGGCAUGAGGGUAUAAACAGAACCAAUUGACCGUGUAUUGUUCCCACCUUUAAAAUGGCUGCCUCCAGUGAAAUGAUACAUUAUAGGCAAUGGAACACACUUUUGCUGUUCACAAUAUCCAGUCUCCCCCACAGCAAUAUGCAGACCCCCAAGGCUGGUUUUAUCGUACGCAAAUCUUUUUUUUUGCAGCUUGUUAUGACAGUGUUAAAUGCCUUCAAUUAAUAUUAUUAUAAUUUUUUUAGCUUUACAAAAAGCUAAAGAGAUGCUUCAACUUAACAGUACUUUUUUUUUUUGUGGUGAUAUGUUUAAAUAAUGAACAAUAUAGAGAAUGCAUUGUGUCUCUUGUAAGGAUUUUAUUUUAAGGGUGUUUGCAAGGCCUCCGUAGAACAAAGUUUAGAAAAAUCUUUGCAGGAUUUGUUUUGGCAGAUGUUUAGUGGAAACCAUUUAGAUGUACUGCCAUCAUUUAAAGGGCUUAAAAAAAGCUAACGAGGCUUAAUUUUAAGACCUUGUACAAUGGAGUAUUGCAUAUUGCAGUUGACCAGAUAUUAGCUGUCAUUGUCUAAAAACUUAAACUAAAUCGGAUUGGUUUCUACAGACGAAACCCGAUUUGUCUUGGACCUCGCUGUUUGAGACAGACAUGGCAGUUGUUUGUGUAUAGCCUACAGUCGCAUAUCAUAAUAAAUAACAUGGGCAACAGUGCCAUUGGUCCUUCAAAGCCCAGCCAAUACUUUUUUUUGGGGGGGGGGGGAGGGUUAGUCUUUAUUGCUGCAUGCAUGGGUCACUGGUUGUGGGGAGCUUCCCACCCUAAGACAAAAAGUAAAUGGAAAGCUUUUCAAUGGACACAUUGUUGCUGAUUUACUAAAGGAGAAGAACAUGGUAGUAGAUUAUGUCCUAGUAAUGCAACAAAAUUUUGGCCACUGAAAUUAUUGGCGUUUUACCAAGAAAAAAAUAGGUGCCGAUAAUGGCUGCCGAAAACGUGCGUGAUUUUGCCACGAUUUUACCACGCUUAGGGUGUAUUUUUUUUUUUAGCUCGUGUGACUCAAAAACCGCAUCAAUGUUUUUUUGAUGUGGUUUUUGAGUCACAUGACCUAUGAAAAACACACCAUAAGCGUGUUAAAAUCGUGGCAAAAUUAUGCACGUUCUUGCUGCGUUUUCAAUAGGGAGGUGUGUUUUUGGUACGUUUUUUUUAACUGACCAAAUAUGCACCAAAAAUGUAGCAAACAGGAUUUUUAACACGUCAACAGACCAGUGUGAAGACAUACAUAGAAUUUAACGGGACAUAUUUUUUUAAAACUUUUCUUGCGCUUUUUUUUUUAGCUCAAAAGCACUUCAAAAACUGCUCAGUGUGAAAGCAGCCUAUCAGCUGAAAAUUAGCCGUCAAUGCCCCGACAAAUUCAUACUCAUGUAAAUUCAUGAUAAUAAUUAAAAAGUCAAAUAUAUAUAUAUGUAUUUCUUAAAAACCGUCAAUUUCAGUUUUGGCCAAGUGCAUCCUGAUUUUCGGUAUUUUUAUUUGGGUGCACCUCUAUUAUUCCCAAUAUAUUUUUCAUUUAGCUUAGUGAAUGUGGGGAAAAUUCACUUUGCAAAGAAAAAAAAACCCACAGGAAAGGAAAAUAAAAAACACGAUUUAUUUAUUUAUUUUUUAUUAGUUCACCUAACAAAGGAAACAUUUUCUUUGCUCGGCUCCUUUAGUAAAUCUGCCACGUGGUUACUUUGUUUUUGUAGCAUGGAGAAGGGUUAGAACCUACAUCAGAUUUCUAUCUGUGCUCCCAUCUGUCCCGGUGGGACUGUGACACACAGGAAGUGAAUCUCCUCAAUGGUUCCCAUUGAGGAGAUUCACUUCCUGUGUGUCACAGUGCCACUGGGACAGAUGGGAGCAGGCAGGAAAAAAAAAACUUGAUGAAAUGUUUUUUUAAUUGCCGUUUUGUCAGGGCAUCACUGAAAUAAAAGCUCUCUAAUGUAGAUUGUUUUUAAUAGUGCGAAAAACGGGAACCUCAAUCAGCUUUUUGUUGUCUGUUCUCCUACUUGAAAGCAUUGACCUAACUUCCUGUUCUUGUGCAAUAGGAAGCGUUUACAAGGGAGGCUUGGUGACAAAGUAAACACUUGACUGAGGUUCUAAUCCUAAACCAUUCUGUUCAAAACAUUAAAAAAAAUAAGUUUCGUCCAGCCUUGAACUUUAAUUUUCAUGCUAGCAUUAAAAUACUCAAAUUAAAAUACCCAAUAAAAUAUAUAUUUUUGUUUUUUAAUGAACCUUGCGAUCACCUAAAGGCUGUUAUAUACCACCUAAAAAAUGUGUGCCAUCGUUGGUUUAGAACUGUUUUUCAAAUGUUUUAACGCAAAGUACACACAGUGCUAAGGUAGUCCAACCGAUAGACGUGACUAGUUAGGCUGUAUUGAGGCCUUCUUGGAUGCAAAUGCAUAGCAGUGUUUAUCUGCAUGAAAAAAAAAAA